CAUUAACGAACCUCGCCUACAUGUACAUAGCAUGACAGGACCACGGAAGUAGCUAUUUGUACUUUCUGUGUUACCUGCUGUACCUGGAACUGCAUAUGUGGGCGCACUAUACCUCAAUACGCUUUGCUUGCUACGUCCCGCGCCUGCUCAUUCCAAUCCUCUCCUAAUAAAUUUGCCGUAAUACAAAAAGUGCCUCGCUCUCGUCACCUAUACUUAAUACUUAGAUCUACCCGUUCGUGAAUUGUCCUUCGUCCUUUCUUCCUUACACUCUUAACCUCGCACGAAGCUGAAGUGGUUCCAACUAUUCCUAUUCCUAUAUAACCUUGAAGCAAUAUCCUGUUCUAAAUAUCUAGACAUCAGUUUUCAUUACUCCCAACGGCCUUUUUCGUAAUUUAGUACCCCGCAGUGCCUACAACUAAAUCACCAGUUGUCACCACCACACCGUCAUCACUCCGUUGUCAUCAUGGGUGAGCAAUCCAAGUCGCCGGUGGUCGCCGAGGCCCAUCUGGUUGACACCUAUCACCCCCCGGCAAAGAUGCUUGAAAAGCAUCCUAGUAAACCUCAUCUCGAUAGUCUCGAGCAUUACCAACAGUUAUACAAAGAGUCCAUUACCGAGCCCGAGAAGUUCUUCGGCAGGACAGCUAGGGAGUUAUUAACAUGGCAGCGAGAUUUCGAGACUGUUCGUACCGGAUCCCUAAUCGGCGGAGAUGUUGCCUGGUUCGUCGAGGGUCAGCUCAACGCUUCCUACAACCUCGUCGAUCGACACGCAUUCAAGGACCCUAACAGGGUCGCGCUCAUCUACGAGGCCGACGAACCGAACGAAGGUCGGAACGUAACUUAUGGCGAGCUCCUCCGUGAGGUUAGCAGAGUCGCGCAUGUCCUUAAGAAAAUGGGUGUCAGAAAAGGCGAUACAGUCGCCAUCUACUUGCCAAUGAUUCCGGAGGCCGUCAUUGCCUUCCUUGCAGUCACACGUAUCGGCGCUGUCCACUCCGUCGUAUUUGCUGGUUUCUCGGCCGACUCCCUACGUGACCGUGUCAUCGACGCCCAAUCCAAAGUGGUGAUUACCACAGACGAAGGAAAACGAGGUGGCAAGCUGAUCGGUACCAAGAAGAUCGUCGACGAUGCGCUCAAGCAAUGCCCCGAUGUAGCUGGCGUUCUGGUCUACAAGCGCACCGGCGCUGACAUUCCCUGGACUCCGGGUCGCGAUCUGUGGUGGCACGAGGAGGUCGAGAAAUGGCCGUCAUACAUUGCCCCCGAAGUCAUGAACGCCGAGGAUCCCCUCUUCCUACUAUAUACAUCGGGUUCAACCGGCAAACCAAAGGGUGUUAUGCACACUACUGCUGGAUAUCUGCUCGGUGCCGCGCUGACUGGCAAAUAUGUAUUCGACAUCCACGACGGAGAUCGGUAUUUCUGCGGUGGAGAUGUCGGCUGGAUUACCGGCCACACAUACGUCGUCUACGCGCCUCUUCUCCUCGGUAUAUCCACUGUCGUUUUUGAGGGCACUCCGGCCUACCCAAACUUUUCGAGAUACUGGGACAUUAUCGAGAAGCACGGAGUCACCCAAUUCUAUGUAGCACCGACUGCGUUGAGACUGUUGAAGCGUGCUGGUGACGAUUACGUCAAGGCCCAUAUGUCGAAGUUGAGAGUACUCGGGUCCGUAGGCGAGCCUAUCGCGGCCGAAGUUUGGAAGUGGUACUUCGAAGUCGUUGGCAAAGAGGAGGCACAGAUUGUCGAUACCUACUGGCAAACCGAGACUGGCUCGAAUGUCAUAACUCCUCUAGCAGGAGUAACACCGACAAAACCAGGCAGCGCUUCUCUGCCCUUCUUCGGCAUAGAACCUGCCAUCAUCGACCCGAUCUCCGGCGAGGAGAUACACGGGAACGACGUUGAAGGUGUUCUGGCCUUCAAGCAGCCUUGGCCCAGCAUGGCCCGCACUGUCUGGGGUGCGCACAAGAGAUAUAUGGAUACGUACCUGAAUGUCUACAAGGGCUACUAUUUCACUGGUGAUGGAGCUGGUCGUGACCACGAGGGUUUCUACUGGAUUCGAGGACGAGUAGACGAUGUGGUCAACGUUAGUGGACACCGUCUGUCGACAGCAGAAAUCGAGGCUGCCCUGAUCGAGCACCAUUCCGUAGCCGAGGCUGCCGUUGUUGGUGUUGCUGACGAACUCACUGGGCAAGCGGUCAACGCGUUCGUAGCAAUCAAGAACGGCAAAGAGUCAUCGGAUGCGUUAAGGAAAGAAUUCAUUCUGCAGGUAAGAAAGAGUAUCGGACCGUUCGCUGCACCUAAGGCAGUUUUCAUCGUGCCCGAUUUGCCCAAGACUCGAAGUGGCAAAAUUAUGCGCCGCAUCUUGAGAAAGAUUCUAGCUGGCGAGGAAGACCAGCUUGGUGAUGUAACAACGCUUUCCGACCCCUCAAUAGUUGAGAAGAUCAUCGCCAUCGUACACGAGGCGAAGAGAAAGUGAAGCGUAUAAAGGCUUUUGCUUCUUCUUUUUUUUCGAAUUCUGAUACCAUUAUGUCUUAGAUAUGCGGGGGAGUUGGAACGUAUAAAGAUCCAAUUAUUGACACCUAUGUUUUAGCGGUUGAGUUUGUACUCCUGGUGUCGUGGCGCUGAUACGACCAUUAGUUGGAUGAUUCGGCGUUCUAGUUUCAACCAAUGUUACCUAGUUUGGGGCAUUGCAGUUGGACAGCUCCGUCAACGAAUAGCUGAAACCAGCUCUGUGUAUAGACAGCGUAUCAACACAAUAGUUGAUACUAGCUAGUUAAUUGCAUUUUUGCAAAAGUAUACUUUGCACUUUUUCACCUCAUGAGCAGUAUGUAAAAGGGGCGUUAAUUAGCUCAUUAGCCACAUUACUAUAUAAUACUAAGAUGCAU
Molecule: messenger RNA, 2873 nt
Organism: Daldinia decipiens
Lineage: Eukaryota; Fungi; Ascomycota; Sordariomycetes; Xylariales; Hypoxylaceae
Exons: 7
Coding region: 464-2464 (666 amino acids)
Cellular component (GO): cytosol
Molecular function (GO): AMP binding; acetyl-CoA synthetase activity
Source: RefSeq, a predicted model, not a curated record